Messenger RNA from Ctenopharyngodon idella (grass carp), 2117 nucleotides. RefSeq names its product BCL2 associated X, apoptosis regulator a (gene baxa). NCBI's taxonomy places the organism in Eukaryota, Metazoa, Chordata, Actinopteri, Cypriniformes, Xenocyprididae. The transcript is spliced from 6 exons. Gene Ontology annotation, cellular component: mitochondrial outer membrane. Gene Ontology annotation, molecular function: channel activity; protein homodimerization activity; protein heterodimerization activity. The coding region runs from base 85 to 663 and encodes 192 amino acids. The record is from RefSeq and is a predicted model, not a curated record. Gene Ontology annotation, biological process: positive regulation of apoptotic process; mitochondrial fusion; release of cytochrome c from mitochondria.
AGCGUGCUGCAUCAGACUCCGUGACUUCCUCUGUGUAGCUCAUUGAUUGACGUCACGCAGCGGAAGCCUUAUUUUCAUGCUAAUAUGGCAGCGCCGUCGGGUGGAGGCGAUACGGGCAUUGGCAAUGACCAGAUACUUGCUUUGGGUUCUGCACUUCUCAAUAACUUCAUCUAUGAGCGGGUUCGUCGCCAUGGAGAUGGUGAUGCUGAAGUAACCCGGGAUCAGUUGGGUGGUGUUGAGCUGUGUGACCCCAGCCAUAAACGUCUUGCGCAGUGUUUGCAGCAGAUCGGAGAUGAGCUGGAUGGAAAUAUGCAGCUGCAAAGGAUGUUAAAUGACUCUGCUCUUCAACCGACUCAAGAUGUCUUCAUGCGAGUGGCCCGCGAGAUCUUCUCUGAUGGGAAGUUCAACUGGGGCAGGGUGGUGGCGCUUUUCUACUUUGCGUGCCGGCUUGUCAUCAAGGCUAUUUCAACCAAGAUUCCUGACAUCAUUAGAACCAUCAUUAGCUGGACUAUGUCCUACAUUCAGGAACAUGUUAUCAACUGGAUCAGGGAACAGGGUGGAUGGGAGGGAAUCCGCUCUUAUUUUGGGACCCCCACAUGGCAAACCAUCGGGGUUUUCCUGGCAGGAGUUCUCACCACAGUAGUGGUGAUCCGCAAGAUGUGAGAACGAGGACUGAUAAGAUGGUGGAGCGUGAGAGAAGAGAGAGUUGAGACAGUGAACAGAGGGUGAAACAGACCAGCAAAGGAGAAUGGAAAGAUGAGGGGGGAGCAGAAAGGGAUUUGGAGUAAAGAUAUACAGAGAAAGACAAAUAAGAGAGUUGAAAAUGACAUCAACUCACUGAAAGAGAUAGUGAAGAGGAGGAAAGAGUGAGAGUCAAGCAUGAUGCAGAUGUCUCGAGCCACUCUUGUUACUCCUGAGCCUGUGCCCUUUCUGAUCUACAACUUCUAAUAUUUGCACUGAAAAAUGAGAGAUUAAUGCGCAAGAGUUCAGGUUUAGGCAUAAUUUUAGCUAUUUAUUCUUAGUUAUGGGUUAUGGGUAUCUAGGUUAUAUAAAAGACUGUACUGGUAUUUGAUUUAAUUUAUUAAACAUUGUUUAAAUGCAGGAAUUUCUGAUUUAGAAGUCAUAUUGUUUUUGUUUUUUGGUCCAAAGUUUUGCGUAAUGACAGUUACAUUUAAUAAAAAUUUAUAAUAGCUUAUAAAUGUUGAAUUAUUACAAUAUCUGUCUUUCUUUUUUUUUUUUUUGAGUGUACGUCUGUCAUCUGAAAGAGUAGGAAUGGGCUCAGGCUGUAUUCUGCUGAUAUUUGAAUUUCUCUUCCUCUUUCCUCCUCUUCUUUGUUCACAGUCUCAACCAAUACGUCACAGCAGGGGCUACGAAAUGUCAAUGAAGUUGAUUAUACUUGAAGGUACAAUUUUAGCCUCUUAAGCAUUCAUAAAGUGUUUGCAGCAGCGUUUGAGCAGUGCAGCCAACCAAUCAGCACUCUGGCUGCAGUAUGUGGGCGUCUUAGUUUGUGUGAGCGCCGAGCCCCUCUUACGACAGGGAUGGGUGAUACUAGUGACUCUGAAAUGCAUUGAACUCUGAGCCAUGACAACCUUGUUUUUUACAGAACCAAAUAUUUUCCUUUUUGAAUAGUGGGGGGUCCUGCCUGACUAUCAGAACACUUGAAGUUUCGUUCCACAUAAGGGGACAUUGCGAAAAGCAGUUGGUUUUGCUUGAGCUGGUGCAAACAUUCGGUGUUUAAGGGAUAGCGCAUGGGCACAUACUCAUCUCAGACUUACGGACAGAUCAGUUGAGCUCUUCCCCUCAGCAAAGUCUUCUUAGUACUGUAUUUUAACUAUGGUUAGUCAGAUCCACAGUCCUAGCUUUACAUGCAAUUGUUCUUUUUUAUAUAUUUGUUUCUUUCUCUUUUGGUUGUUUGGAUACAGUUUCUUUUAUUUUUGAUUCUUUCGUUGACAGUGCCUUGGCCUUUUUAUGAUACUAGCCACCACUUUUUCAUCUUUUUCUACAUCUUUGUAAAAUGGUAUGAACUGUGCACCCUAAGGCAGUCUAUGUGCUUUGAGCCCAUGAGUUUGUUUUGUAAGAUGUAAAAUGAAACAAUAAAUUGUUUUUAUGGAUUUCAA